Pseudomyrmex gracilis is the source of this 1419-nucleotide messenger RNA. Its product is annotated as transmembrane protein 64. The coding region runs from base 426 to 1280 and encodes 284 amino acids. Lineage: Eukaryota; Metazoa; Arthropoda; Insecta; Hymenoptera; Formicidae. The transcript has 4 exons. The record is from RefSeq and is a predicted model, not a curated record.
AUGUGUGGAUAGUGGCUGUUUACAACAAUUUAGAUGUAAUUACUAGUGAUCCAAUUAUAAUGAUUAAAAUUGAAACUGUAAUUUUCUGUGCAAUGGAAAAUGUUAAUCGAUGAGAAUUAUAAGCGGUUAUAGCAGUAUAAUCAUAUAUUUGCAUAUAUUUGCGUUGAAUACAACGUGACUGUGUGUCAAAGUUCUAAUGCAUUUUUAUAUGAAGUAGUAUUCGUAGAAACAGGAGUCAUGUUUAACAUAGAAAUGCACAAAUGACACUUUGGAAAAAAUUGCAUGUGUUUUGAGUAAUGGGGUAAAAGGUUUAAAAAACUGUUUCUGUACCCAAGGUUGCAAGGAGCACAUUGCUGUUAAAAAAGAUGUAAUGUAUCAAAAGACUGUCAAUUAAUGUAUUUGAAAAAAAGAAAAGUUAAUCAAACAUGGACCGGAUUAUCAGCAUGGAUGAUGUUGAGACUGGAAUGCGUUCUUCCAAGAGCUCAGGGAUACCUUUCUGCAUCAGCUCAAACUCACUGUGCUAUGUUGGAAUUACAAUUGCUACCUUAGCCUUCCUUGGUGCUAUAGUCUUCAUCUGUAGAGAUUACAUCAAGGUGCUUCUCUACUGGAUCGAGCAUCAGAAUGCCUGGAUCAUUGCUGUAAUCUUCAUAGGCUUGUUCACGGUGGUGUCGUUUCCUAUUGUUAUCGGCUACUUGUUCCUUAUCGUUGCCAGUGGCUAUCUAUUCGGCAUGAUACACGGCAUGGCAAUCGUCGUGCUGUCCGCUAAUCUCGGCAUCGCAAUAGCUCACGUCACCCUAGGAUUGUUGUCCACUAGACUGCCGAUCGGAGCUCUCUUGCAAAACGACACGGCGAAAGCGAUUCUUCGCGUCAUUUCCGGAUCUCAUGCGUUCAAGAUCGUGCUGUUCGCACGACUCACUCCAGUCCCAUUCGGUCUUCAAAACACGAUUUUUGCCGUCAGUAAUAUACGUGGUUUUCAUUAUCACGUGGCCAGUGCGGUAGGUUUAUUGCCUGCCCAACUGAUCAACGUUUAUUUGGGAAGCAGUUUGCGAUCGAUGCAAGAUGUGCUGGAAGACAGAUCAACAGCGGCAACCGGCUACAUAGUCUUUUGCUUUCAGAUAUUAGUCGGAGUCUCGCUGAUGGUUUACAUUGUACAAAAAGCACGAAAGGAGCUUCAACUAACGUUGUACGAAGCCGAUCUCACGUCUGUGGCACAUUCUCCGCAUUAUAUUCUCGACAGUCUGCCGGAUUCAAAGAUAAGCUUAACAAAUCUAAUUGCGUAAUUAAGGUUUUUACAAAAUGUGGUUAAUUGGCGGUUAUUUGUACGUUUGUUGUAAGUGACGGUUGAUUUCUGUUUUUCUAACAUUAUUAUGAAUAUUAUUAGUUUUCUCAUAGGAAAAGAAGAGAAAGAGAGAGAAAGAG